Molecule: messenger RNA, 993 nt
Organism: Solanum tuberosum (potato)
Lineage: Eukaryota; Viridiplantae; Streptophyta; Magnoliopsida; Solanales; Solanaceae
Exons: 2
Coding region: 10-993 (327 amino acids)
Source: RefSeq, a predicted model, not a curated record
CUUUUGAUUAUGGCGAAUAUCACAAUAUUGUUGAGGCAUUCCGGUUCAUGGGUAUCUGAAAUUGAAUAUGAAAACUAUAGAAUUGAUGGAAUACUUUUGAGAGAUAAUGCAAACUACAACAAUCUAGUCGAUGGUAUAUCAGCACAAUUAGGAAUCGAUUGUACUCGAAAAAUAAUGGAGAUCAGAUACAAGAUGGAAGGCAAUCUAACUCCAAUGGAAAUCCGAAACGAGAUGGGCAUGAGGUUUUUUAUGGAACUGAAAAGACGUCAAACAAAUUGCGGGAUGUAUCCAUUGUGCAUAACAACAAAAGAUCACAAUUUUGGAUGUGGUAUUAAUGGUGAAAUUGCAUUUGAGCCAGAUACAUCAAUUGUUCAAGUUGGAGGUGAUGACAUGAAUGUAUCUGGCGUAGUUCUUCAAGAGAUUCGUAGUGUAGAUGCAUUAUGUAUUUUGGAUAUGAAUUCGGAUCAUGUUAUUGGUGACUGUAAUCAAAAAUUUGUUCAAGUCAAGCAGUUGUAUAAGGACAAGAAGACUAUUGUGGCUGUUAUGCAAAAAUAUGCCAUAGACAAUCGAUUCCAAUACAAGGUUGCAAGAUCCGACAAAAAGAGUUAUUUUUUGAGAUGUAUGUCUGAGGAGUGCCAAUGGGUAUUCAAAGCAUCCUGUUUGAAUGAUACAACUAUUUUUCGAGUAAGGUGUUUCAAUAACGAUCAUACAUGUCCGUUAAAGGAUAAAGUGAUGUCACAACAUCAAGCAACAAUUGGUUUAAUAGCUGGAAUAGUUGCUCCAAAAUAUGAGAAUCAUAAAAGAAAGCAUACUCCAAAGGACAUUCAGGAAGAUGUUAAACGUGACUUGGGAGUUGACAUUAAUUACAUGAAGGCGUGGCGUUCGAAGGAGAGAGCUAUUAAGAUGUUAAGAGGAGGUCCAACAGAGGGUUACAUUAAGAUGCCAAGCUACUUGUAUAUGUUGGAUACUGUGUAUCCAAACUCUUACAUCUGA